ACCUGCUCGACUUGUAGAUUAUUCUUUAGCCCAAGAUUACCAGACUCGACUCAACAAUCUCGCUGUGCGAGUGAGGAUUUUCUCCCAAACACGACGUGCUUGAUCUGCGUCGAUCAGGCUCUCACCUCGCCGUGGUCUCUUUGAAACGCGAUAUUCUUCAAUCUGCCAACCGUCUUGUGAUGUGUCAGUCGGCUGGAGAGCUGCGCUAAAGCUCCGCGAGGAAAUAGCCUGAGUCUGAUUCAGCCUUUACCGUAGAUUCCGUUUCAGAUUCGCAAUCCACUUUAUAAUUCUUGCCGGUCGCAGGAUUUAGUGGCCGUGUCGUCGGCAUUCGAGGAGGAGAACGGCCUGUUUCGAGACUCGUGUCGAGGACCCAUUAUAUCACCUGGCUUUAAUCUGCCGCCAGGCUGGCAUUCCAAGAGGAGGUGGCCGCGCGGCUGCAGGAGGACGCAUUGUCCUGACGACCUUGUUUUGACGGCUUAUCAGAAUAUCCGGUUCUUAGCGGUUCUCAGUGGGCCGCCAUGCUGGCAUUCCGCGAGGAGAUAGUGGCGCAGCUGCAGGAGGAGGACGGUCUGUUUUGAGGACUUCGUAUUGACGACCUAUUGAAAAAAAUCCGAGUUUGAAGGACCCAGUAGAUCUCCUGGUUUUAUAUUAAUCUGCCACCAUGCUGUCGUUUCACGAGGAGAUAGUGGCGCAGCUGCAGGAGGAGGACGGCCUGGCGGUCAUGGGGGCCGGGCUGGGCCUGCAUAAGGUGCUAGCGCUCCUCGUUCGUUACUAUCACAUCACCAACGCCACUUGCACCCGCAGCCUCGGGAGCAGCAGCUUUGGCGGCGGCAGCAGCAGCAGCAGCAGCCGGGGUGGUUAUAACGGGCGGUUGAUGUUUGUGAUUGGAUUGGCGGAGGAGCAGAGGCAGGCGGUGCAGGAGGAGCUUCAGGCGUUGAACAAAGCUCUGGCCGCCGCUCCUUCCCGCUGCACCCCACCUACUGCCGCCCCUCCCGCUCAAACCUCUCAGCCCAGCCCAUCCGCUGCUUCCCAGGACCAUCUGCCAGCAGCAGCAGCAGCAGCAGCAGCAGCAGCAGCAGCAGCAGCAGCAGCAGCAGCAGUAGCGGUGCCUCAAGCGUCAGGAAGCAUAGCUGCUGCUACAGUACCAUUAGCAGGGGGACUCGAGGCCACAGUGGCGUCAGCUGUAAUGGCAUCCGAUGGAGCAGAGGGACAAGCAGAGGGACAAGCAGGGGGACAAGCAGAGGGACAAGCAGCCCCAUCGGCUGCGCUGCACCCGGCUGCAGUCCCCUGUGUGCUGGCAGAUGUCAACAGCAGCAUGUCCAGCGCUGAAAGGGUGGCGGCUUACCGCGAGGGAGGGUGCUUUGCCGUGACCUCCCGCAUCCUCAUCGUCGACAUGCUCUCGGAUAGAGUGCCCUUCAAUAAGCUUAAGGGCAUAGUGGUGGUGAAUGCACACCGAGUCACGGACACAGGAGCAGAGGCCUUCAUUCUCAGGCUAUUCAGGGACACCAACAAGCACGGCUUCAUACACGCACUGUCGGACCGCCCCAACUCGUUGUCGGCUGGCUUCCACAAGGCGGAGCGCAUCCUUAAAGCGCUCUUCCUGCGCCGCCUCUACCUCUGGCCGCGAUUCCAGGUUAGCGUAUCCCAGUCGUUGGAGCAGCACCCGCCGCAUGUGGAGGACGUGAGAGUGCCCCUCUCGCCAGCAGCAGCAGCCAUCCAGCAGGCAAUCAUUGACGUCAUGGGCUCGUGCCUUCAGGAUCUGCGCCGUACAAACAAGCUGGAUAUGGACGAUCUGACGGUGGAAAGCGGUCUUUUCAAGUCCUUUGAUGAGAUCGUGAGGCGCCAGCUGGAUCCUGUGUGGCACACUUUGGGCCGCAAGAUCAAGCAGCUAGUUGCGGAUCUGAGGACCCUGAGAAAGAUCGCGGAGCACCUGCUGCGCUACGACGCGGUCACCUUCCUGCGCUUCCUGGACGCCCUCAAGGCGAGCGAAUCAAAGGCCGCCAUCUGGAUCUUCGUGGACCCCGCGCCCAAGAUCUUCGAGCUGGCUAAGAGGCGGGUGUUCCAGGUUGUUAAAAAGGCGCCGCUUGCAUCACUGCAGGAAGCCGCCAGAAAACCAACCAGAACGAGGGAACUGCUUGAGGAAAUUCAAGCGGAGCGCAGCGCGCAGCAGCAAGCACCAGCAGCAGCACCAUCAGCAGCAGCAACAGCGGCAGCAGCGUCUGCAGCAGCAGCAGCAGCAGCAGCAGCCGCUGUGGUAGUGGCGUGCAAGGAUGAACGCACUUGCCAACAGCUCCGGGACGUGAUUGCAUUUGGUGCCGCCACUCUCAUGCAGCGCGAGUGGCAGCAGUACCUUCUGGCCAAGGCAGAUCUCGUGAGGGCGAACCUUCCAAGAAAGAGGCAUGCCAGCAGCAGCAACAGCGCACGUGCUGGUGCUGGCAACGCUGGUGCUAGUGGUGGUAACGGCGGCAGUAGCAAGAGCACAGGAGGCGACAGCGCCUUGGACCUGUUUCAGAGGGAGCAGCAGCUGCUGCUGGCCGCGGCCAAGCGAGAUAGUGAUAGUGAUAGUGACGUUGUGCUUAUAGAGGAUAGUGAGGCAAUAAGGAAGGGUGUUGAUGACAGUGAGGGAACUGGGAAGGGUAGUGCGGAAUCAAAUGAGGGGGCAGAAGGGGCAAAGAGGGCAAAACGGGCAAGAGUCCAGCCAACCAACCCAAACUCCUCACUACCCAUCCCAACCUCAAUUCCAGCCAUCCAGCCGGCUAAUCCUGUACCUUCCGACCUCCCACCCCCCAUCACUGCACCCCCCAACUCCACCCCUCACUUACCACAACUCCCCGCCACCUCCCUCUCCCCCUGCAUCCGCCUCGAGUUCGUCCCUCCCUCAACCAAUGGCAGGCUGCCAGCUGUCCACCUGUGCACCCUCGAGGGUGCGUCGCACGUGCUGGCGGCGCUACAGCCGGGCGUGGUUGUAGUCUACGACCCUGACAUCGAGCUCGUGCGCGAGAUCGAAGUUUUCCACGCUACCCGGGCGAGUGCUCGUUCCAGCGCGGCGGGCAGGGAGGAAAACACCGCGCCUUCCCGGGACGAAGGCGCUUCUGAGAGGGGGGGAGAUGCAGGCGUGUGUGAAGGCAGGAGCCGAAUGGAGUCUCUGGUUGAAGGGGGGGCAGCCACGGAUGCUGCUGCCGCUGCUGCUGCUGCUGCUGCCGCCGCUGCUGCUGCUGCUGCUGCUGCUGCUGCUGCUGCUGCUGCUGCUGCUGCUGCUGCUGCUGCCGCUGCUGCUGCCACUGUGCAGUCCCUGCUGCCCCCCCUGCGCGUGCUGUUCCUGUUCUACGAGGGCUCCACGGAGGGCCACAAGUUCGAGGCGAGUGUGCGGCGGGAGAACGGCGCGUUCGAGCAGCUCAUCCGGCAGAAGGCUGUUAUGACCAUCCCCGCUGGACAGGACGGCAAGUCCUCGGAGAUUCUUCCCAUGAGCCUGCCUCGGCUGCCUCCCUCCCACCCCGCUGCUGCCAAUGCCAUUACGAGGAGAGGGGGAGGGCGGAGGGCAGCAGAGAGACAGGAGAUGCGGGUGGUAGUCGAUAUGAGGGAGUUCGCUAGCAGCCUCCCCUGCGUGCUGCACCAGAGGGGCAUGAAGAUACAUCCAGUCACGCUCGAAGUGGGCGACUACAUCCUCUCGCCGGACCUCUGUGUGGAGCGCAAGAGCGUCAGCGACCUCUUUGCCUCCUUUGCGUCGGGGCGGCUGCACCACCAGGCGGAGACCAUGUGCCGCUACUACAGGCUGCCUGUCCUCCUUAUUGAGUUCUCCAGCGAUAAGAGCUUUUCAUUGCAGUCAGCGAGUGACAUCAGCGAUGACAUCACCGCAUCCAGCAUCAUAUCCAAGAUGUCUCUCCUCGCGCUGCACUUCCCGCGCCUCCGGAUCGUGUGGUCCAGAUCGCUCCAUGCGACGGCUGAGAUCUUUGCGUCGCUCAAGACCAAUCAGGACGAGCCGAGUGUCGACCAGGCGAUGAGGGUCGGCGUGCCGACUGAAGAUGGUCUGGUGGAGGGCGACACCAGAGACGAGCAUUUCAACACAACAGCCGUGGAAUUCCUUCGGCGCCUGCCCGGGGUCUCUGACGCGAAUUACCGCUCAUUGGUCGAUAACUGCGGCAGCUUGGCUGAGCUGGCGAUGAUGCGUGUUGAUGAGCUGGCACCACUUAUGGGCGGCAUGCGCUCGGCUCAAAUGCUCAGGGAUUUCCUUGAUGCCAAGUGCCCCACGUUGAAAUAGGUGUGUCUGUCUUGAUGGAGCUUGCUAGAAACAGAGUCACACUCACACAUGUACCAUAUUCGUCUACUUGCCAGAGCAGAUGAUAUGUUGGAUCCCUCCA
Closterium sp. NIES-67 is the source of this 4358-nucleotide messenger RNA. NCBI's taxonomy places the organism in Eukaryota, Viridiplantae, Streptophyta, Zygnematophyceae, Desmidiales, Closteriaceae. The record is from the annotation of a GenBank genome assembly.